AUGACGGCCCAGAAUGAGACUGUCAAGUCGGUGCUCGGCUCUAUGCGGCCCUUCAUUGGCAUGCUUGUGAAAACGCUCCAGCAACAGGGGCCACAAACGGCUGCUCAACUUCAGGAACACAACAACAACCACCUGCAGCUGCUUCAGUCAGUGGCCAAUGUGCUGCACAACCUCUCUUGGAAGUCAGACUUCAACAGCAAGCAGAUAAUGCGAGACUUUGGGACGGUACAUCACUUGGCAAAGAUGGCCAUGGAAACCAAAGACCUUAAAACGCUAAAGUCGCUUCUGGAGCCACUUCUCAACUUGACCGCACACUGCACGCCAAACAAAAUUGACUUUUGCAAAGUUGCGGGCAUGCUGGACUUUUUGAUCUCUAAACUAAGAAGUACUACCAAUACUUCCUUGUCCUCCAGUGUCACCUCUUCCGCAUCUCAGCUUAGUCCAACGGAGUUGGCCAUUGUAGAGAACAGCGGUGGCAUUCUCCGAAACAUCUCCUCCUAUCUGGUCACACGGGAAGAUCUCAUUGAGAAGCUUCGCAGCCAAAACAUUGUUGCCAUACUGCUGGAGCAGCUAAAAGCAGCCUCUCUCGCCGUAGUCAGUAAUGCCUGCAUCACCCUCUCUUACCUGGCAGCUCGUUCACCCCAAGAUGCGCUUAAGAUAAAAGAACUGGGAGGAAUACAAAUCCUGCAUGGCCUGACUAACUCAAAACACGAGCCCAUCAAGUUGGGCGCCUCCAAAACGCUGCAACAUUUGUUCACUUCUCACCUAAACAAUUACAAUGGCUCUUUUAAGGAUACGCCAAAAAUGUCUACAUCUUGUUCAAUUCCAAGUUCACUGCAGAUGCGCAAGUUGAAAGCUUUUAGAACUGAAAUACACAGCUUUCUCAGUGAAAACUUUGACACACUUCAGUGCGACGCAAGUCCCAAUGGCAGCCCCAGUCACUGUUCGUUGCACAAUCGCAAUCCCAACUCUAAGGCAUUCAACUUGAAUGACCACUCAACCGAGCCCAACCACUACCCGCCGGUGAACUACAAAGUAACUCGUUCGAGCAGUCACGACAGCAUCGGCAGCACACAAUCUGAACCGGUGAACAAGUCAUCAAUGCACCACCACCACCCUAACCAUCACCAUCACCAUCACCGUCGGUCGAUGCAUCAGUCGUCUGCCACUGCCGAUGACCACAAGAGCGCCGCCGCCGCGGCACUGCUCAAUCUGACCAGCAAAAACAGCCCAAACUCAGCAGCGUACGACCAUCAGCGAAUGAUACACUCAUACUCGGGACAGACGCUGAACAGCUGCCUCUACGCGACACUGCCCGCCAGUGCUCGCAUCAGUGCAAUUGAUGAUGGCAAUGGGGACUACUUGGCAAUGGUAGAAAGUGUGAUGAUGGGCUCCGCUGCCGGUGGUGGUGACGCCGCUUCUGACUACGACAUUAGCCUGUGCGACAUUUCCGGCAGCUCACUUGCCUGUCUGGCGCCACUUCCGCCUCAAAAAGGACAAACCCAAAUUAGCGGUAGUACCACCACAAAGACUAACAACAACAACAGCAGCAGCACGCCAGACUACAUGGAAGAGGAGGAGCAGGAGUUGGAGGAAGGAGAGGAGGACCCGGCGCCGACUGACUACAGCCAGCGCUUUAAGGAGCUGGUCAUCGACGACUUUGCACCGCCUCAGUCGGCCAGCAAGAGUGACGCCAGCGCCGGCGAGGACACUGUGAAGGUGUACCAGACGGAGAACACUCCGCUGGCCUUCAGCCUGGCGCCCUCACUCUCCGACCUGAGAGAGACUGCUCUGUUUGAACGCUUUGGUUCACUUCAACUGAACAGUAGUAAAUCGAUGCAAGAUGAUAAGUUGUUUAAGAAACCUUCUUUCUUAACUCCUAAACCAUUACCGAUAAAGUUCGCUUCCUCCUCUUCAUCGACAUCAUACAAUUGCAGCAAAAUUCCGUACUCCAUCAAGGAAGAUGUUGCCACAGACUAUGAGGGUGAGUACGCCAGCGAACGACAAAAUCAACCAAAGAGCAGAACUGGUAUUGCCAAGUCAAUAUCAAGUCAUGAAUCGCUAAAGUACUGUGGUCCAGUAAAAAAAGAUGGCGAGUACACUGUUCGCAGCAGCUCGAUGAGUGCAAUAGCGUACAGCAGAGCAUCCCCAGCAAACAAUGUCAUCUCCUCAAACAGUGUCACUCGGCAGGCCGAUUCACUGGAACACUUUGCUGCCAAAGACAAUGCGCAGCACUUUGCCACCGAGGAUACACCGGCCGUCUUCUCGCACGCCACUAGUCUUAGUUCGUUGUCAAUUGAUGGUGACGAUGAUUUAGAUGCUGACUUUGGCAACAGUGGACAGCAGAAGCAAAAACAGAAGCAGAAACAGAAAACAUCUGUAGAAUCAAACGCUACUAGUCAAACGGGUAGUGAAAAUGUCACCUCAAAGUCUAGUCUCAACUCAGCAACCGCAGCAAUUCACCAGAAAAUUAGUCAACCUGGCAACAACAAUAAUAGCAGCAAUGCUACUACUCAGCAGAAAAACUCGACUUUAGCGCCAGUGCAACUUCAAUCGAAUCAGUCGCCCCUGCAUAAAAUGUCAUUAUCGGUUUCCACUACAACUUGUGCAGCACUAGUGAAGGCCACUCCAGUUGCUGCUGCUAAACGAGCAUCUAAAACGGAAACAACUCAGCACAUGUCAAUGUCGACAAUGGGUCGACCUGCUCAACAGCAGUACAGCAGUGAAAAACAACAACAACAACAACAAUACCCAUCAAUGCUUCCACCAAAAAAGCCUCUUCCUUCGAUACCGGCAGGCGAAUCCCCUUUACUACCAAAAAGUACUUCUGCACUACCAAUCGAUGACGAAGACGAUGACUAUGAUGAUUUCCUAUUUAAAUGUCGUCAAGUAGUCAUGCCUAAGGAAACACAAGUGAAACUUAAAAUGCCAGCAAAAAUAACUAGCACUGCUAAAGUUACUGCUUCUCAAAACGAUGCAAAGCAAAGCAGUGCAAAUUACAAAAACACGCGUGGGCAACCAAUAUCAUCAGUUCAUCAAACAGGAAUUUCUAGUCAAAUCAACUUAAAACAAUCGCCAAACACUCGAAAUGCUGGUAAAGUUGAUGCAAAAAGCAAAAAUAAUAGUAGUUCAGGUGUACUGAAAAACACAAUACCAAAUGCAAAACAACCAAAACAGCAAUCGAGUAAAGCAAGUAACACUAUCAAAAAUGCCGUUGCAGAACUGAGCGACACUGAUGAGGAUGACGAUCUUCUGCUGAAUCAGUGCAUGCAAAUAGCCAUCAACAAACAAAGUCACAGCCACUCUAAGUCAUCUUCAAAGAAAGCCAAUGUACGGCAUUCAAAUUCCUCCAAUCGAGAGGGCAAGUCUCCCUGGCAAAUAAACAAAAAGAAUGCCCCAUCGGCAACUGUUUCCGAAAAAAUAAGUCAGCAUCACAUUGCACAAGAGAUAAUAAAGUUGCCUCCCAAUGAGCCAUCACCGGUUGAGCGAGAAAAACACUUCCACGUUGAGGACACACCAGUGCAUUUCUCGCAACGUCACUCGCCACUUAGUUUACUCUUAGUCGACUCAGACAUUGAAAAUGAAAACGACAAACUGAUUGAAGCGGCGGCUCAGCUGGACGCAGCUUCUCAAGAGAAAACCCAAAUUUGGGUGCACCACACCUCAAGACAACAGGAAAUGUCUGAAACGGAAUCAGAGUCGGCGACAGUAACACUAACCAGCAACAAUGCAGCCGCAGCAGCAAAUUCAACUUCACAAUCUUCAUCAUCUACGCAUGUACGCAGCAGUGGUAAGGCAACUCAAGCACGGUCAUCAUCGUCCACGUCGUCUUUGGAACAGCAACGUCAAAUUUUACCAGGAAUUACCUGCCAGCGUGGAAACAGCACUAAACAGAACACAAACGCUGGCAACGACAACGCCCGUAACCAACAGCGACCGUCGGUUACCAGCCACACCAACAAAAACAGUAGUAUUAAGGCAAGGAGGAAAAAAACCGAUAUUAUUGCGGAACAGGCAAACAACCUAACGGGUAGUGGUAGUGGCGGCAGCACCUCUCACCGAACACCGGACACUGGCGACAGCAGCAGCAAACAACAGCAACACUUCUCCUCACUGGAAAAUGCCGCUGAUGACGACGACGACGACGAACGGACAUACACCAUUUGCACGCAAAGUUCUCGACACUCGAGUGCGACUUUAACUGCCGCUGCUCUGACUAGCAAUCAACCGGCACCUUUGGUCAUGUCAACCUACUCCUCCUCCUCCCCGUCUGGAUCGGUGACCAACAUUGAGGGAGAGAAUCCUCCCUCGCUGGUUUACGACCACAAUUUGAUGUUCAGCAGCACGGAGACAAACAUGACUCGCAGUGGACUGAAGUUCAUUCCUCUGGCUCAGCCUACAACAACUGCAACAUCAGCCCCUCGAGCCACUUCUGCGCGAACCAGACGGACAACAGCAUCAGGAGGAGCUUUAGGUCAUGAGCUGCAGGUUUCUGCGUAUGGCCAUCCGCCAAAUGUUUCACUUGAGGAACUGGCACACAACUCUGCAGCCAGCCUGUUGGAGAACCAAAAACCGCCCUCUAUUAUGGAGCACUCCUCCUUCAUGUCGCAGAGCACUGCGAGCAUCACCUCGGAGAUAUCGGACAUUGCCCUCGACCAGGUGCCCAUUCGCCAGGCCUCCACUGACUUGGUGGUAGCUGAGGUGGCCUCAAACUACGCCAAGGAGAUCUCCAAUUUGGCCGAGCAGGCACUGUGCUUCACUUCACCUGGCACACUGCAGACAAUGUCACUGGACGAAACGCCGUUGUCACUGUCGCCGCUGUCGUCACCCACUGCUGACAACAGCAACAGCAAAAGACUGGCUGAAAUAAAACCUACCAACCCCAAUGACCUUCAUCAUCAGUUUGAACAGCAGCAGUUUAGGUCUGACCGAACAUUCGACAUGGAGCCGUCGCCAACGCCUCGCACUGCCACUCAGAACUCCUCACAUAGAACAUCAACAACAAACACUGGCACGACAACGGUCACAGUAGAGCGAACAUCCUCCAAUACUCGCACCUACAAUAAAAAGGACCGGACUAAGGGCACCAACAACACCACUGAGCAAACAUUGAAAUCUUCAGGCAGCAAUACCGGUAAAGGAGUGAACGCUGCCAAUGCAGACGACUCCGACACUGACAUUUCAGAGAAUUUGCCGCUUGAUGACGUACAGACAAAAGAGCUUAACUUUUACGUUUCUUCUCCGACCACAACUAAAAGUUUUCCAUCACAACAGCAGUUUUUGCCCAACAAUCCAAUAGACUCUUCAAAAGCUAGAAACAAAAAGCCACCGCCAGCCCCUCGUUAUAAGUCACGCUCAGCAAAACAUCAGCAUGUUCCCGCCAGCUUUGAGCUGACUGAUGAUGAUGAUUCCAGUGAUGAUGAUGAUCGUCUGCACUUCGGAUACAGUCGAUCACUGAACAGCAAACGGGUGACACGUUCAUUGCGCAAAAACUCUAAAACCUCUGAACCGGUUGGUUUUCCGCGAUUUGAAUCCUUUAGCUCGGCGAUGCGCCCGGAAAAUCAGCAAACGGAUCCGUACUCUAACCACCAUCAAAUGGCGUUUAGCUCUCUUGGUCGACGAUCUUACUCAUCUAGUAGAACUAAAAAGGAAAAAGAUUUUGGGGACAAAGAUCUUUUUUUUACUGCAAAACACAAAAACACUGUUGCUGAAAAUCAUGCACAAUUUUUUCAGAGUAAAUCAAAUACACCACAAUCAGGUGUCACAUCUGCAUCAAAGUACUUUGAUCGUCAUGCAGCUGUCCUAGGCUCAAUGGAAAACGAAAACCACUUUCAAAUAGAAAAUCAAGCGCCAAAUGCCAUUGAAUCAGCAAUUCCAACUCUAAUACCAACGUCAAAACGGUCAAACAGCAGUGACAUUAGAAAACCAAAGGAAAACAACAAAAGCUCAAACAAAGAAAAGAAAAAAGAAUCAUCAAUUUUUUCCAAAAUUAGCUCAUCAUUUUCGUCGCACAACAUUGGCUCGCAUUCAGUUAAUUCCGGCGAAUCAACGCCCACAACUCCAACCACGCCAACUUCAACUAAAACGUCAUUUAAUAAAAUAAACUCAAAGUUUGCAUUACUUUUUAAACGAAGCAAAAGCUCUCAUGACAAACUAGACCAAGAAGCUUUGCCAGCAAACUCACCCAAAAAUACCAAAACUUCAAAAACAGACAAAAAUCGAUCAGACAAUAAAACUGACAAAGUUUCGGACUCCAAUCAAAAUCAAGCCGGUUUGCCGCGCAGUUCAACCUACGAAAAGUUGCCUGUCAAUGAAGAGGAAGCAGCUCAACUGAGCUCUCGUCAACUUAAAAAUAACAGCAGCAGCAACAACAACAACACUAACAAUACUGAUUGCCAAUUUGUUGUUCAAGAAAGAGGGUUUGCUGAGAAACACUUUUACCGGUUCACUGUGUCACCAGUGAAUAGUCAACUUUCACUCACCGAAAACACUUCACUGUUUGGCAACUCAAGUAAGCAAACGGAAAUGAGCCCAACACAACAGCCGCCCAAUCAGUUUACCUUUACCACUUUUGUAAAGGCGCCUUCCAGCAAAAUUUGCUCAUCAUCAGGUGAAUCGGUUUCUACGCAAGCUUUGGCAGAAAACCAAUUGCGCAGAGAAGCUGAUCCUGUUUAUCAGCACCAGUACAGCCAGCAACCUAAACAACAACAAAAAAAUGCCACACUCAACUCUGAUAUC
This is a messenger RNA of Rhagoletis zephyria (snowberry fruit fly), 6738 nucleotides long. Lineage: Eukaryota; Metazoa; Arthropoda; Insecta; Diptera; Tephritidae. The record is from RefSeq and is a predicted model, not a curated record.